CGGACGGUCGGUCGAUCAGCAACAGUUGUGCGCCAGAAGUCGAGCAACGCGGGCUUAAAGUCAAAACGCGCAGUCCAACGACAAACGACACACGAAAACCGUACGGGGCGUAGUUUUGAUUGUUACGCAUUGAUUGUGUGAAAGAGUUGUGAACGAGCGACAAUCGAUAAAAAAGAGCUGUUUUUCUGCUUCGAAGCGAUCGAAAGAGUGAAAUAAGCUGAUCGGGAAAACGUUAAGAAUUGACAAUCUGUGUUGAUAAAAACUGUUUGUAGCCAGUGUAGGCGCGAAUUUUGGUGCAAGUUUGACUGACCAAGGUGUGAUAGAACAUUGUAUUGUAUUAACUAGUCAGGGUGUGCUUAAAAAGUGAAAAUGAUGAAAUAUUUCUUAGUGCUAGCGACGGUUGUUGCACUCGGCCAAGCGCUUCACUACGGUGACGAGGGCAUCGACGUGAAGAUCAAUGUGGAGAAAAAUUCCAACUCCUACCUGACCGGCCGGCUGCCGCAGGGCUCGUUCGAGUACGGGCUGGACGUGGUGAAGCAAAAGGACAACCAUUUCCAGCACAAAGUCAAGGGCCCGGACGACGUGACGUACGGCUGCUACGGCUUCGUCGACCCGGACGGUAAGCCCCAUCUGGUGCACUACGUGUCCGACCUGAAGGGGUACCGCAUCGUGCCGCCAGAGUCCGCCACCAAGAUCUACAUCUCGCGCCUCGAGCGUAGCAUAAACAACGUGUACCAAGCGUCCCAGGAAAAGAACGUCCAGUGGAAGGAUCUGUUCUUCCCGCCGGCCUGCAAGCAGCUGUACACCGAGACGAAGGUUGCCGCGCCACCAACCACCCCACGACCGACGCCACCACGCACGCCCUCGACAACGCGUCGCCCCGCUCCUACCACCCGCCGUACGACUCCGGCCCCACCGCCACCGGCGCCAGCCGAGCCCGAGUUCACCGCGUCCAGCAACCUGUGCCCGUCGGUUGUGCAGGCACCGCCGGCCGAUCUUCGGGCCGCCCAGCCCGCCUGCUCCUCCGUCUGCGGUGAGCUGAAGGACGAGCUGAAGGACAUUAAGGCGAAGCUGAAGACGCUGCUGGACACGCUGGCGGAAAAGCCGAAGGGUAGGGCGGGCAAUGGUGGGGGCAAGUUUGCCUACUUCCCGGUGAUGCUCAGUGACGGACUGCCGGACGGUGUCGAUGCCAGCUCGGCCCAGUUUGCGUUCCCGGCCGUCCCCCAGCAGUGCGGUCGACAGUGAGAGGGAAGGAGCGGGGAAGGGGUGCGACACCACCAGACAGGGUUUGCCUUUGUUUUUUUGUUAAACAUUGUAAGGUGUAGAAGUUAGCUGUGUGCAAUCGAGUCAUAUGCUUAUGUGUUAAGGGCUGUUAGUGGGUAAGUUAGUGGCAGCAAGCUGUUCUGUAAGAUAUGUUUGAAUAAAGAGGAGAAAACUACUUUUUU
This is a messenger RNA of Anopheles coluzzii, 1445 nucleotides long. RefSeq lists its product as uncharacterized. The coding region runs from base 370 to 1245 and encodes 291 amino acids. NCBI's taxonomy places the organism in Eukaryota, Metazoa, Arthropoda, Insecta, Diptera, Culicidae. The record is from RefSeq and is a predicted model, not a curated record. The transcript has 3 exons.